AUGUUACUAGUAAAAUUCUUUCUUUUUAUUAUUUAUCUCAUCACAAUAAUAAAAUCGCAAAAUGAAUGUCUUGAAAAUUCUAUCUUCACUUGCUAUUGUGAAUAUAAUGGUGGCACAACGUCAGCUAGUUGUACACAAAAUGUUCCAAGUAACGAAACUUCUAUUGAUUGGUCAACAUUUUCAUUAAUUCCACUUCAACGUCAUAAAUUUAAUUUUAAUAAUUUUUUACGUUUAACACCUUCAACAUUUACAAAUUUUACAUCAAAAUUCUCUGGUCUUGAUCAUUUAGAAUUUAUAUUUACAGACGGAAUCGAUGAAAUAGAAGAAAAUACAUUUGAAUCAUUCCAAAUCUAUUCCGAUACAUGGAUUUAUUUGACAUUUUUGUCACCAAGAAAUUUUCGACUUGCAAAUAAUGUUUUCAGUCAAAUAAAAUAUCAAGAAUUAAUAAUAGAUAAUAUUCAAUAUAACGAUAUUUUUCAUCUUCCAUAUCAAUUAAAUAUAAACGCAUUUGAUAAAACAGUUAUAUCAAAAGUUAGUAUUAGAAAUUCCAAUGAAAUUCAAUUAAUUUCAAAUGAAUCAUCAUCUUUUCAAUGGGAGGACGUUGAAAUAACAGAAUGUUCAUUAUCAAAUGUUGAUCUUCUGAUUGAAAGUCUUACUUCAAAUUCAUUACGAACAUUAGAUUUAUCAUUAAAUAAAUUAAAUUCUAUUUCAUCUUUAAUUAAAUUUACUAAAUUAACUAUUCUUAAUUUAAAUAAUAAUUUAAUUAAAGAAAUUCAAUCAAAUAUUUUUACAAAUUUAAUUAAUUUAUUUGAAAUUGAUUUAUCAUAUAAUGAAAUAAAACAUAUUUCAUCAGAUGCAUUUAUUGGUUUAGUUAAUUUAAAUGUUUUAAAAUUAAAUAAUAAUCAUUUAAAUUCAUUAGAAACUGUAAAUAUUCAUAAUGAAAUCGAAUCAUUCUUAUCACCAUUAAAUGAGACCUUGCCUACAUUAAUUUUAUCAAAUAAUUUUCUUCAGAAUAUUAAUUCAAUACAAAAUCUUUCAUCAUUAAUGUCAUUAGAAGUAUGUUGUAAUCAAAUUAAAAAAUUAGAUGAAUUUAUAUUUAAAGAAACACAUGAACUUCAAUCAGUUGAUUUAAGUUUUAAUCAUAUUGAAUCAAUUCAUCCAUUAACAUUUAAUGGAACGAUUAUAGAAUAUCUUGAUUUAUCAUCAAAUCCAUUUAUUUCUUUAGAAAUAACAAAUAUUAUAUAUGAUGAACAAUUUAAACCUAAAAAUCAAACAACUUCAUUUCUGGAUAGUAUUAAAUCAAGACUUAUCUCAUUAUCAUUAGCUAAUUGUACAAAUUUACAAGAAAUAAAUUGGUUUGUUUUAUCCAAAUUAGAAAAACUUACAUAUUUAGAUCUUUCUGGAAUAACGAAAACAGAUCAAUUUUGGACUUAUAAUACAAGAGAUGAUACACAUAUUUAUUGGUAUGGACAUUUUUCAAAACUUCAAAUAAUUUUCAAUAAUAUUCAAUUUAAUAAUGACGAUUAUUGUUUUUCGAAAUCAAUCUUUCAAAUAUUUAAUGAAACUGUUUUACAUUUUGAUGAUGAUCAUCCAUGUAAUUGUUUUUUAUUUCUCGUUAAAAAAUUGAUUUUUCCUACAUAUUAUCCAACUUGUUUAACAAAUCAAUCAAUUAUCGAUGAAUUAACUCAACAAUGUAUGAAUAUCGAUUCAUAUUGUUUAUCUCUAAUCACUACUACAACUACAACUACAACAUUAUCGUCAUCAAAUACAAGUUUUUUAACUUUAACGACUAUUUUGACAUCGAUUCCAAUUACAACGGCAUCAGAACUAUCAUCAGCAUCAACGACGACUACAACAACACAAAUCAUUCAAUCAUCAACAUCAACCACGACUACAACAACACAAAUAAUUCAAUCAUCAACAUCAACCACGACUACAACAACACAGAUAAUUCAAUCAUCAACAUCAACUAGAAGAAUUACAACAACGAAUAUUGUUACUACAUUAAGAGUAGAAACGAAUAAUGGAAAAUGGAAAACAAUAUUAGCAAUCAUGAUACCUUCUGUAUUUAUUCUUAUUAUUUUGUCUUUAAUUGGUAUUUAUAUUAUGAAUAGAAGACAAAAAAACAAAUCAAACGAAAUUAUUGAAAUGGAUAGAGUAUUUGUGAAUCCAUUUGUGAAAAAAUAA
Adineta ricciae is the source of this 2187-nucleotide messenger RNA. Lineage: Eukaryota; Metazoa; Rotifera; Eurotatoria; Adinetida; Adinetidae. The record is from the annotation of a GenBank genome assembly.